Molecule: messenger RNA, 1567 nt
Organism: Lytechinus variegatus (green sea urchin)
Lineage: Eukaryota; Metazoa; Echinodermata; Echinoidea; Temnopleuroida; Toxopneustidae
Exons: 2
Coding region: 257-841 (194 amino acids)
Molecular function (GO): protein binding
Source: RefSeq, a predicted model, not a curated record
UGCUGCCCAACACACAAGACAUAUCCAUACACUGUUGUUAUACUCCAUUGUACAUACCUGAGAUAAAAUGGAAAAUGUUUCUUACGAAGACUUCAGAUAAAACCUGAAAAUGACAAUUUAUUAACCGAGGAGACCUGGGAUAUUAUAUUUUUGGAAACAAUGCAGUUUUGAUUCGGGGUCCCCAAUAUCAAUUGAAAGAGUGUUCACAACUACCAUCUGAUCCCGUUGAGAUUUCCAGUCACCAAGUAGCGAGAAAAUGAGGGAAUAUUCCUCCGCGGUUCUUCUUAUCGUCACCGUUAUCAUCGUCGACCUCGUCUCGGUGACGAGCGCGGCAACGCACGCCACCAACAUUAGCAGCAGCUCGGUGGGCAAGAGCAACGCAGACCUAACAUGGAUUGUCCCCAGUGACCUCUCCCAAGCCAGUUAUUACGUUCUUUACGUCCUCGAUGAGGGCCUCAACGUCGUCCUCAACGAAACCAUCGAUGACGUCAACUCAGCAACAUACUCCCUCACCCAACUGACCUUCUCCACGUACUACAACGUGACAAUUUACACGCACGACGCAACAGACGAUGCUAUCGGCAGUGACACGAUUUUGUUCGUAACCGACUACGACCCGCUCAAUUUCCGCGCUCUGUGCGCCAUUGGCGUAGUCGGUGCUCUUAUUCUCAUCCUCAUCGUGGUCAAAUUGGCGGGAAAGAUUUGCAACCCCGACAAGGGUGCCGACAAAUGGAAGCAGGAAAUCUUGGAGACCAAACAGAAGGAGAGAGAAGAUAGGAAGCGGAAAAUGCAGGCGAAAGGAGGAUCGAGAGCAGAUCUUGAUGACGAAGGUCUUGCAUGAUGAUCAAUACCAAUUCAUGAUCGAUUUCCCAUUUUCUCUGCUCUGUCCAAAUUCACUGUAUGAUAUUUAUUUUAAAGACUAUAAUGUUUUCCGGUCUGAUUUUCACUCAUUGCAACGAUUACAAAAUCAGAACGCCAACUAUUUUUUUGCGACACCUUGUUCUUUUGUGUAAAAUAAGAGACAAUCAAGCUUAAUAACAUGAAUGAUAAUUAAAUGAAGAUGCAACAGCUGUCGUGACAAUUUUCGAUGCAGUACUUGAAAGAAACAAAGAAUACCGAUACUGCAGUACGUACCGUCUGCAGUGGUUGACAUAAGAAAUGAAUAUGAAAACAGUGAGCUUUAUUUUUUAAGUGAGUACCCCUUUUCCCAUUUCAGAAUAUUUGUGUGGAUUUUUAUCAGAGGCGGAGAGCUUCUGAGGAAACUUCUGAAAAAAAAAAUUGAUACCUGUUUUCUGUGCUCCCCUCUCCUUUGUUUAGAUCCUUAAAUCAUUAUCUAGGCCUACAUGUAUAAUACUUCGCAGGUAUUCUUUUUUAAUUGAAUACUAACAUUAGAUAACUGUUGAAAAAAAAACAGGGACCACUUUACACCAUAAUAAUGUUUCAUUAUUUUCCUGCAUAAUUUUUAAUCGGAUUUGCAAUAUAUUUACAUUCUAUUAAUCAGUUCAGUGUUUUAUAUACAAGAGUCCUCAAGUCAAGCUUCUGUUUUCGCUGUCUGAAUGUCUGCGUU